Aspergillus aculeatus ATCC 16872 is the source of this 1242-nucleotide messenger RNA. RefSeq names its product M20 family metallopeptidase. NCBI's taxonomy places the organism in Eukaryota, Fungi, Ascomycota, Eurotiomycetes, Eurotiales, Aspergillaceae. The record is from RefSeq and is a predicted model, not a curated record. The transcript has 5 exons. Gene Ontology annotation, molecular function: dipeptidase activity. The coding region runs from base 1 to 1242 and encodes 413 amino acids.
AUGGGCUCCACAUCUCCCGCACUGUCAAUAACAGAAGCAGCCCAGAUUGUCGAUGCCACGCUCGACAGCGUCUCCCAGCAACUCCGCGAUUUAAACCACCAGAUCUGGUCUCACCCCGAAGCCGCAUUCACCGAGCACCCCGCCCAUGACAUUCUCUGCACCUUUCUCGAAACCCAGCCACACCCAUUUGUGGUCACCCGGCAGGCCUACGGGCUGGCCACGGCGUUUGAAGCGGUAUCGGAAACACCACCGACCACGAUCAAUUUCAACGCAGAGUACGACGCCCUCCCCGGAAUCGGCCACGCGUGCGGCCACAACCUCAUCGCGACGAGCAGCGUAGCCGCCUUCCUGGCGCUUUCUUCCCUGCUGCGUCACCGAAACAUCCGAGGCCGGGCACAGUUACUCGGCACACCCGCCGAGGAGAACGGGGGAGGGAAGGUAAAGCUUCUCCGGGCGGGGGCGUAUGACGGGGUCGCGGUUUCGUUGAUGGGACACGGAGGCCCCGCCUCCCUGCCCUCCGACGGAGUAGCAGGAAUGCCCAUGACAGCGCGACAACAACUCACCAUCGAGUUCCGCGGGGCGGAGACGCACGCGGGCGCCACGCCGUGGGAGGGGCGCAACGCGCUCGACGCGUUGGUCAGCGCCUACAACAACGUGAGCCUGCUGCGGCAGCAGCUGCGGCCGGAGGAGCGGAUCCACUGCGCGAUCCUGGAGACGCCCAAAGUCGCGAAUGUGAUUCCCGCAGCAACCAAAGCGUGCUGGCAGGUGCGGAGUCCGUCAAUGGCGGGCCUGCGCGCGCUGGUGAGUAAGGUCCGGCGGUGUGUGGAGGCCGGAGCCCUGGCGGCGGGGUGUGAGGCGGUGGCCGUCGAAGAGGAAGAUGGGGAGGCGUACACGGAUGUGCUGCUGAAUGAGACGCUGUGUCGGCGGUACCAGGCGCAUAUGAAGCGCUAUGGGCGGGAGGUGGUGGUGAAAGCGGAUGAGGUUCUGACAGGAUCGACGGAUGCCGGAAAUGUCAGCUAUGUUUUGCCCACGCUGCACAGCUUCUUCUCCAUCAACGCGCCCCCCGGGUGCGUCCCGCACCAUCCCUCGUACACGGAAGCGGCGGGCACCGACAUCGCCCACCAGGAGGCUAUCCGGGUAGGCAAGGCCCUGGCUUUGCUUGGGUGGGACAUGAUCACGAAUCCUGAGCUCUUGGAACAAGCGCGGGCGGAGUUGAGGGAGGGUCUUCUUGGGGCACGGUAG